Molecule: messenger RNA, 2262 nt
Organism: Galdieria sulphuraria
Lineage: Eukaryota; Rhodophyta; Bangiophyceae; Galdieriales; Galdieriaceae
Product: ATPase with chaperone activity
Exons: 3
Coding region: 113-2227 (704 amino acids)
Molecular function (GO): ATP hydrolysis activity
Source: RefSeq, a predicted model, not a curated record
AAUUCUUGUCUUCUUUUUCAGGUACAAACACAAGUUGAGGAAUGAUAAGCAGCAUCUCUUCUGAAUCAUAAAUACAAUUUUGUCAUAAGAAUCUAAGAUUAUCUUGGAUCAGAUGAUCCUUUUCAGAGAAAGAAGACAUAUAUGUGGCUUUACUGAAGUUCACUAUGGAAGUGGUGGGAGUAGUAGAGACGGUGAAUCAGUCUUUCGAGGAAUUCGAGAUAUUAAAGAAAGCAGUUCCAAAGCUCCCCAUUAUUCAGAUGGCAACAACUUCCGUUUCCACUCUUGUUUCACUUCGAGAAGGGUGACAUUGGCGCAAAAAAAUUCACAAUACUGCCACUCGAAGCCCUAUUCUGACUCCUUUUGGGGUCAAGUCCUUAUUGGGGCGUAUCGAAGAAAGUUAUCAACUUAUUGUGCUUUAGACGACCAUGUAGCUAACAAAAGGCCCAAUGAGUUUCGGUAUAUUCCUGCCAAUGGUUACACAGAGAAUCCAAAUGGACCCAAGACAGUCACCAAUCGUUCACAUCAAGACUCGUUACGUUUAGAGAAAGCCGAUAUAGCAGUAAAAGGACAAUUGGACAAGUUGGAAAGAAGCAUUGAUAGUGUAGAAGCCAACGACUCCACCAAAGUAGCUUUAAGACCUCAUCAUAUUGUCAAGUUGUUAGAUUCUUUGGUGUUUUUCGAUGAUAUUCUUCGAAAUGACCCUUUAUGUGAAGCUGCAGUAGAUUUAGUGGAGAGCUUAGCGAGACAUUGGAAUAAGGAAAAGAAUUCUACCAAUUUGGACGAAGAACAAGAGGAAGAUGAUGAUAGUGAAGACGAUGAGGAAGAUGAAAUGGAAAAAAAUGAGUUGGAAGAAUAUGAAUCUGAAGAUUUAGUAUCAGCAAUAUCGCAACUGGCCCAUUCUGAUCGCAAUUCUAUGGACCACAGUUAUUUUUCUCGAACAUCAGUUUUACCUUUGGGUGUUUCGUUAUCUCACCACGGAAAGAAGAGCGCUAGUCUUUUUGAGGCUUGUAAAGCAUACCUUAAAGUUUUGGCAGAUUUCAACAACUCAUGGGAAGAUCAUUUUAUCCAACUUGUUCUGUUUUACAGUAACAAUUCUUUUACUCGAGCUUGUAUUCGAGCUGAAGGCAUUCCUUCUAAACUUCAGCCAUGUAUUGUCGCCAGUGCUUGUCGUGACUUGUUUGCGCUGGAACAACUCUAUCGACACUUAAACCCGGAUAUUCUUUCCUAUUGGGUGAAUGAAGUUUCUCCAGAACUUGGUCAGCUGUUUUACUUGGAUAGCAAUGUUAUCUCAUCUAUUCAUCAAGUUAAGGAUAAAGAUGAUAUAGCGCUAGCUGAACUCAUGAAAGAAUCUUCUUCUCGAUGGCCGGAACUUGUAGAAGAAUUGAUCAAAAGAUAUGGAAAGAGAGGUUGUGGUGUAUUUGCUGUAAAUUAUGUGUUUCGAUAUGUUGGCACGUCGAAUAAUCCUUUUCUUCCUUUGGAGAGUUUUGAUGCUGUAAAUUUAGAUGAGCUUAUUGGAAUAGAAGAACACAAGGUAGCUUUGAUGAAGAAUAUAGAGUUUUUCUUGAGUGGUAAAAGAGCACACAAUGUUCUUUUGAUUGGUUCUCGAGGAACAGGAAAGUCAUCAUUGGUAAAGGCAGUUGCACAAGCAACCUUUGAGCGUGGUUUACGUAUCAUUCAAUUGGAUGAUGCUUUGGAACUUCGAGAAUUGCGCAAUUCUUAUUCAGAAUUGUUCCAUUUGCCACAUCGAUUUCUUAUUUUUAUGGAUGAUAUUGGUGCAGAUAUGACUAGUGAAGAAAUUCGUGCUAUAAAGUCAGUAAUGGAAGGUGGCUUACAAACUAUGCCUUCGAAUAUGAUCAUUGUAGCUACUUGCAAUAGAAGAAGUUUGCUAUUUCCUGAAAUUGCUAGAGCAGAGUCGAGUUAUCGAUAUCGUGGUGGAGAAGAUGUGAAUAUGUGGGAUGCUGAAGAAGAACGUUUAGGUUUGGGAGAGCGGUUUGGACUUGUAUUAACUUUUGCGCCGCCAGAUUCGAAGAGGUAUAUACAAGUUGUUAAGCAUUUAGCUCAUUGUUAUUCCCUUAAUCCUUAUGAUGACUUUCUUAUACAAAGGGCUGUCGAUUUUGCCAAACGGAAAAAUAGCUAUUCAGGUAGAACAGCCAAGCAAUUUAUAAUACAGAUAUGGAGUGAGCAAGCUUAUCUUCAGGAUUCCUGGAAGUCUCAUAAGAACAUAUAAGUCAUUAUCAUAAUAAUAUAUAUAUAUAUAUAUAU